This is a messenger RNA of Pollicipes pollicipes, 1325 nucleotides long. Its product is annotated as inosine triphosphate pyrophosphatase. Gene Ontology annotation, biological process: nucleoside triphosphate catabolic process. The transcript is spliced from 4 exons. The record is from RefSeq and is a predicted model, not a curated record. The coding region runs from base 157 to 795 and encodes 212 amino acids. Gene Ontology annotation, molecular function: nucleoside triphosphate diphosphatase activity. Gene Ontology annotation, cellular component: cytoplasm. NCBI's taxonomy places the organism in Eukaryota, Metazoa, Arthropoda, Thecostraca, Pollicipedomorpha, Pollicipedidae.
AGACAUGAUUCUGGCAAAAUGAGCAGUGGGAGCCCUCUGCCAGGUGCAAUACUCAAUUACGACUAGCAAUGACAUAAAUAGCAUGCAUGGAUUGUGUAAUAUUAAAGUUAAGCAUACUAUUUUGAUGAUAAAUUAUGUGGUGACCAGCUGUGAACAAUGGCAUCAAGAGUUCUUGGUAGUCAACCACUAACCUUUGUCACCAGCAAUGUGAAAAAGCUUGAAGAGGUGACAGCCAUUUUGGGGCAUCAGUUCCCCAUUCAGAUCGUCAGCAAGGACAUUGACGUACCUGAGUACCAAGGAACACCACAGGAGGUUGCUACUCAGAAGUGUAAGACAGCCGCAAGCAUCCUGAAGACACCUGUUGUUGUGGAGGACACAAGCCUGUGUUUUAAUGCUCUUGGUGGGCUACCAGGUCCUUACAUCAAAUGGUUUUUAAAAACCCUGAAGCCAGAUGGCCUCGUCAAGAUGCUGUCCGCAUGGGAGGACAAGACGGCCUACGCGCUCUGCACGUUCGCGUUCUCCCCUGGCGGUGAAAGUGAUGAAGUAAUAUUGUUCGAGGGACGAACAGAUGGCAUCAUCGUCUCUCCGCGAGGGCCGGCCGAUUUCGGCUGGGAUCCAUGCUUCCAGCCGGAAGGAUACAACCAGACGUAUGCCGAAAUGGAGAAGGAUGUGAAGAACACCAUAUCUCACCGGCGUCGUGCACUGAGUCGGCUGAGGGAGCACUUCACCAGUGAACAAGAUGGCGCUUGCAACAAAAUCGCCGGCGACACAAAAGAGCCGGUAGCAUGGUUCUAGCCAGGUUAAAACGGUGUCCGAUUCCAUGACGUGGAUGAGUUUGAAACUGAGCAGGCAACGCGUUGCUCGGAUAGAAAACGAGCGUGGCGAAUAUUCGUUGAAAUAUUUCGUGGCGCGUUUACUACAACUGGACGGCAGAUUGUGUCCAGUUAUGUCUGACGUGAAGCUUCAAGCGUAUUGCCGAUGUAAAAGCGGCUGUGAUUUUCUGGCAGGUCCGCUAAUUCACAAUAUGUUUAAAUGUAGCUGACUGCUUGGGACCUUGCGCUCAAGCAGCCGUUGAAAUGCAGGUUUGGUGCUUGUGAAGAUAUGUGUCUCUGCACUCCUUGCGUGCGUCUUCAAGUUUUCCGGGAAGGAACAUAAGCUAUCGGGACGUAUGGACUAGUUUUAAGACCCAGACAGCUUGGGGCGGGGACAUACAUGUCAAUAAUACACGCGUAGUCUUACUUGCUGCUCGGACUGACAAGCAUCGCCAUAAGUGAUCAGCGAUGCAACCUGUCCUACUGCCAAAAUAAACUUUAUGAAGUCUGUUU